UAAUGAUGUACGCAGUUCUCGCCGCUUUGUGCUUCUCUGCACAGGGCAAUCCAACUACGAGAGAUCUUGCUCUCGACGCAUUCCUUGCCCGGGAAGAAGUGGUUUAUUUCCGCCAGCAGUCAGUGGUAUAUUCGAGCGCGCUGGGCAACUUUCUGAGCAGAUUCGACACGACUUUGCCAUCCUUUGUUGACAGCAUCAUUCGGAAGCUGCAAGCUUUAAACAUCAAUACUGAAGAAAUAGCUGCCAUCGAAGGGCACUUCAAUGCAAGUUUCCAAAGCAUAACCAAAGGUGCUCAGAUUGUCGACGUCGAACUGCAGAAUGUGACGCCGACCUCCACAGCCAUCAUUACCUCAUUAGAUACUACUGACUGGGUUUCUUUGAGAGAGCAAAACUCUAAUUUGAUCACGCAAAUUAAUAUUGUGGCCACCACUUACGACGAGACUCAUUCUCAAUGGUUGAUUUCCAAGGAGCAGCAGGAAAAUAAUUUGAAUGCCAUCCUCAUUGGACAGCCAUCUGUGGAAAUUGCGAACGUCCUUGCCGAUUGGGAGAGCAUUACAAAUUUUCUCUCCAAUGAAGGGUUUGUUAUCGCUGAUGAAAACCAGAUUUUUACGGUUCGAGGAAAUAAGUCUUUGGAAGCCAUUAAAAUCGUACUCGACCAAGUAUGAGCUCUUGAUGAAUCAGUGACCUAUUGUUGAAUAAAAUCUAAUACAUUUA
This is a messenger RNA of Cloeon dipterum, 714 nucleotides long. RefSeq lists its product as uncharacterized. NCBI's taxonomy places the organism in Eukaryota, Metazoa, Arthropoda, Insecta, Ephemeroptera, Baetidae. Bases 3 to 665 code for a protein of 220 amino acids. The record is from RefSeq and is a predicted model, not a curated record. The transcript has 4 exons.